CAAAAAAUAAAAAAACCAAAAUUACAAACACAAAAAAAUGGGUGCAUUUCAGGCACCCAUUUCCCAUCUUCAUCUUCUUCUCUCAAACCCUCACAAAAUCCUCAAAAACAACCCAAAAAUCCCCUCACUUCUCACCACCACAACCACAAGGCGCUUGCUUCUCUUAUCUCUCCCUCUUUCUUCCACUCUUCUUCUCCCUCCAAAUCAACCCACUUCUCUUGCUGCCACUUUUGACCCACUUUCUCAGUCUGAGAAAGACGCCAGUGGCGCUGUCUCCCUCAGACUGUCAGAGGCUUUAGACUUAUUGGAGAAAGGCAGAGAAUUGCAGGCUCUUGGUGACUUUAAUCAAGCCCUUCACUACUUUACUCUUGUGGUUAAGAAUUACAAAGACUUUGCAUUCUCUGAGUAUGCAAGAGUGGGAAGAGCACUGGCCUUGUAUGAAGUUGGUGACAGAGAAGAAGCUAUUGCAGAAAUGGAGGAUGUUUCCAUUUCUUUGAAGGGAUAUCCAGAGGUGCAUGCAGCUCUAGCCGCAGCCCUGUAUGUGGACAAGCAUGCCCCAUUGCUUGCAGAGAACCAAUUCACAAUUGCAACUCUACUUGAUCCCCACUACACAGACCUCUCAUAUGUCAAAGAUACAAAGCAUUGGCCUCCAAGUUUGGUUAGUUCUCUGCAACACUUCAUCACACUUUCUUAGGAAUAUUUCACAUAUAUAAGUGUAUAAUAUUUUACAGCUGGCUAUGAAUUUUUUUUUUUUUUUAAAUUAAAGCAAGAUUAGAAAUCCAACACAACAGUAAAUUAUUGUAUGUUGUAUAUUCCAAUACAUUAUUUACAGUGAAAAUGUUACAUGGGAGAGUACUUGCAAUUUA
Molecule: messenger RNA, 866 nt
Organism: Pistacia vera
Lineage: Eukaryota; Viridiplantae; Streptophyta; Magnoliopsida; Sapindales; Anacardiaceae
Exons: 3
Coding region: 38-694 (218 amino acids)
Molecular function (GO): protein binding
Source: RefSeq, a predicted model, not a curated record